UUUACACUCGUUUACACGGAAGUGCAUGGAGACAGAGGAGGCUGACUCUGAGUUGCUUUGCGCACAAUCCACUCAUUCUCUCUCCUCCCUCCUCUCUAGCCUCUGGAUCCCUUACAGCCCGCGCUUCCUCCCUUCCACCCAGAGAGUGGCGCUUUGGGAUGCUAGGGAUGCACCUCCGUGUACUUCUAAGGUGGGAGGGGGCUACAAGCAGAGGAGAAUAUCAGACGCUCAGACAUUCCCUUCUGCCUGCCGCUCUUCUCUGAUUCCACUAGGGUUGGUCCGUGUAAGAAACUGACGGAGCUUAAGGCAGCUGUGAGAGGAAGAGGCUGGGGCGCGUGGAACCCUAAAAGUCUGGGUGCUCUCAGCUACAGCCUACUGAGUCCGCGGCAGGCCUUCAGCACCAUGGACAGCAGCACCGGCCCAGGGAACACCAGCGACUGCUCUGACCCCUUAGCUCAGGCAAGUUGUUCCCCAGCACCUGGCUCCUGGCUCAACUUGUCCCAUGUAGAUGGCAACCAGUCCGACCCAUGCGGCCUGAACCGCACCGGGCUUGGCGGGAGCGACAGCCUGUGCCCUCAGACCGGCAGCCCUUCCAUGGUCACAGCCAUCACCAUCAUGGCCCUCUACUCUAUCGUGUGUGUAGUGGGCCUCUUCGGAAACUUCCUGGUCAUGUACGUGAUUGUAAGAUAUACCAAAAUGAAGACUGCCACCAACAUCUACAUUUUCAACCUUGCUCUGGCAGAUGCCUUAGCGACCAGUACACUGCCCUUUCAGAGUGUCAACUACCUGAUGGGAACAUGGCCCUUCGGAACCAUACUCUGCAAGAUUGUGAUCUCAAUAGAUUACUACAACAUGUUCACCAGCAUCUUCACCCUCUGCACCAUGAGCGUGGACCGCUACAUUGCUGUCUGCCACCCAGUCAAGGCCCUGGAUUUCCGUACCCCCCGAAAUGCCAAAAUUGUCAAUGUCUGCAACUGGAUCCUCUCUUCCGCCAUUGGUCUGCCUGUAAUGUUCAUGGCAACCACAAAAUAUAGGCAGGGGUCCAUAGAUUGCACCCUCACGUUCUCCCAUCCCACCUGGUACUGGGAGAACCUGCUCAAAAUCUGUGUCUUCAUCUUCGCCUUUAUCAUGCCAGUCCUCAUCAUCACUGUGUGUUAUGGACUGAUGAUCUUACGACUCAAGAGCGUCCGCAUGCUGUCGGGCUCCAAAGAAAAGGACAGGAACCUGCGCAGGAUCACCCGGAUGGUGCUGGUGGUCGUGGCUGUAUUUAUCGUCUGCUGGACCCCCAUCCACAUCUACGUCAUCAUCAAAGCACUGAUCACGAUUCCAGAAACCACUUUUCAGACUGUUUCCUGGCACUUCUGCAUUGCCUUGGGUUACACAAACAGCUGCCUGAACCCAGUUCUUUACGCCUUCCUGGAUGAAAACUUCAAACGAUGCUUCAGAGAGUUCUGCAUCCCAACUUCCUCCACGAUCGAACAGCAAAACUCCACUCGAAUCCGUCAAAACACUAGGGAACACCCCUCCACGGCUAAUACAGUGGAUCGAACUAACCAUCAGCUAGAAAAUCUGGAAGCAGAAACUGCUCCAUUGCCCUAACUGGGUCCCACACCAUCCAGACCCUCGCUAAGCUAAGAGGCUGCCAUCUGCUUGGUAUCAGUUUGCUGUCACCGUGUGUGGGAGGCUCUGGUUUCCUGGAAAACCACCUGAUCCUGCAUCAUUUGAAGUCUUUCCUCUCUGGCUACUUCAUUCUACACAUGAGAGACACUCAGACUGUGUCAAGCGCUCAGAAGGAAGAGACUGCAGGCUACUACUGAAUCCCGCUCAUGUCCUGAACCAUCAGAAACACCCAGUGGACCACAAUACUCUAUGGUAUGUGAAUUGCGAUCAGCAUAGAAGACGACCCUUCUCUAUGUAGAAUUUUUAUUUUCAAGCAAAUACUUACGACCUCAUCAAAGAAAAAAAUGUCACUUGUUAAAUUUACUGUAGUGAUGCAUAAAGUAAAUGCUACCUCUGACCUCUAGCCCAGUCACCUUCUAUGGAAAGUUCUGGUCUUAGUCUUUUGUGAGGGAAUAUGUCAUUUCCAACUUAAAACUUUCACCUUCAAGUUGUGGUCUAGUUAAGACAUCAGGGACACCUCUGUUUCUUGAUUUUGUAUUGUUUGAAAGAAGACGACAUCUUCCUCCCUAGCUGUGUGUUGAAAAUGAAAGGAAUUUUAAAAAGUGUCAACUGCAGAAUGGUUGAUCCUCACACUGAAAGAACUUACUGGGAGUUAUAAUGUGGGGGGUGGGGAGGGAGGAGCUGACCUUCCUAAUUCCCCUGAUGUCCUCUAAGUGUUCACAAGGUCAAGCUCAUAAAGUCACCCAGUCAGCUCAUCAUGCCACCAUUCUGAGCAGGAAGCCAAGAAAUUUUUUUCUCUUCAUUUUUUUCAGUGAUUUCUCCACACUGCAUGCUCUCUUGUGUAUUAUUUUCCCUGAUGCCUUCUGAAUCAGUAUGAUCAAACAACAGAUGUUUUUCUUAGGUUCCAGGAAAGUUUAAGCACUUUUAAAAUAUGAACCCAAUAAACACAAUUACAAGACAGACUCAACCAAAUAGGAAAAAACAUGUAAUGGGUUUUUCAACCCGAUAUUAUGACUUGAACAUGAAAUAUUAAUAAUACCCCAAACCUCCCUGAAGACUUGCAUUUAUGCAGUGCCGUAAUCAUUAUCUUGGUCUUCUUAAAUCUUGGAUAAAUAUCAAGAUUUCCUUGAUACGAUGUCAAUCUUCGGUGUAGCUUCUCUAAGAAAAGUCUUCUCUGACUAAGGUUUUGAUUUUUUUUUUUUUUUUGACAUGACAUGCAGUUGAGAUUUAGCAGUCUCCCAUUUUUAGAUCUGGAGGAAUGAACAAGUCAGAUGGCCCAUGCAAAGGAGUGAACUUUGAACUUUGGUCAGCACUGAUUACAUGAAUUUUAUCAUCAUCUGUGGAGAUGGGAGGAGAAAAGAAGGGCUCUGGGUCCCUUCCAAGGGUUCCAGGGACUGCAAGCAGCCAGCAGAUGCAACAACAAAAAGUGUGUCUCUUCAUCCGUCUAACAGACACCAAUACACCCCAGAUAUUGAAAGGCAGUAUUUCUGGAAGACAGCUGCCAUAGGUCAGAAUAACUGAAUUUACUGACUCGGAUCUGAUUGGCUAUAAUUACAUGAACCCAGCCAUGUAUCCAUUAGAGGAGGGAAAAAAAGUUCUAAGAUAAGUGUUUUAAUGCUUCCUUUCAAUAAUGCCUCUAAUAACCUCCAUUUCUGAGACAUUACAUCCCAGGAUAAAUGGGCAUUAUGUUGUACUUCUUACAUUUUCUGGUAGAAGUAAUUAAAACCAAAAUCUUUAAAAGAUUUAGAAUUUUAAAAUGGACAAAUCAAAUGGGACUCACUACGUAGACUGAACUAUCCACAUGUAAGGAUGGAGGAAGAACAUUCUUGCUUCCAGUAUAGUGUUUGACACAAGUUCACUCAAGAACACAGUAUUGUUUCUGCUCUUUGGGCUUCUUUUUAGUGUUUCUGUGUAAUGCCCCACUCCUGGUAUGGAUUAACUGAUGUAUGCCUGAAAGCAAUUUGGCCUUGAUGUAGGACUUGGUACAAGUGUUUUUCUACAAACGUUACAUUCUUUUCCAUAUCGUCUCUUAGACUCUACAAAGAAUACAUAAUUCUUGUUCUUGAAUAGGUUCAUUUUAAAAAUACAUUCUAAAGCCAGUAAGGUAUUGCCAGUAGUUUUUUCAUGGAAAGCCACUUUCAAACACCUGUGUGCUAAAACCAACUUUCAGCUCAGUGGCUCAUAGAGAGGCAAGAGCCCUCAUCCCACAAGAGCAAUUUUCCAUUGUGACCUAAUGUUAAAGAAAAUGAAGUUGUUGUUCUUCCUUCUGACUACACCUGUACCUUCACAAAGGUAGCAUCUUCCUCAUUACUAUCUUUUACUUGGGCUGCCCCAGAAUUGAAGGUUAUGGAUGUGAAGGGGGAGGUUUGAAGUUCAGCCAUAGCUACAGAAGCCCUGUGUUGCUGGGUCCGAGGCUCAGUGGCCUGUCCUCCUCCAACUCUGCUUCCUGUGUGGAUCCUCCAUUAUGUGGCUGCCAUGUCCUCUCCCGACCAAUCUCUAGAAAGGAAAGGGGCAGGGAGAUGGGACUCAACCAGGAAAGAGCAAUUCUACAAUGAAGAGAGGGACGGCCCAGAAGGAAUUGGGGCAUGCUUUUGUUUUAAACACUUCGCUUCAGUAUUCUGGAUCUGCCUUCAUUUCAUGACACUAAGGACAAGUCUUGAAGAGAUACUAAAGAACUUUAAUCCAAAGGUCAAAUAGAUGAGUAUCUGAACAUUUGUUUUCGUUUUGUGUACCGGUGAGUUUUUACUUCACCACUUUGUGCUCUCAGCGGAUCACACAUAUGCACCUGCCCAGGAACUAUCUUUGGAUCCUCGAACGAAAGACACACAUACAUUAGCUUAUUUUUAAAUGCCUUGAAUAACUCAAAGUAGCCAGUGGCCACUUUCCCGAAAUCUCACAUGGCUCGUUGGCUCUAUCUCCUGCCACUCCUGUGCCCCAUCCUUCUUCCGCAAGCAUGGGGAUUCCCUCCUGUUCCUCUCUGCAUCCUAGCCUGAGUAACUCUAAGAGUCCCACCCCUUACCCAACCAUUGGCAUCUUUAUUGAUCGAUCAAAAACCAGUUAGGGACAAGGACCUUUAGUAUUUGGACACACAGAUUCAAAACAUUAAAAUCAAUCUCCAACAGUUUUAGGGUCUUUUGUUUGUUUGUUUGUUUUGUAUUGAUUUGACUUAUGUUUCUGAGCAAUCUAUAUAAGAUUCCUUAGCUCCCAUCUCCUUGAGAGGGUGGACAAUAAUAGCAACCCUCUUGGGUCAUGAUCAGGAUCAAAUGACAUAAAGUCUUCUAAAAAAUUUUCUUUGGUCUGUCAUGUACAAAAUGUUUUCUAUUAUAUAUGAAAUUAUCAAUGUUGAAAAAUAAAACAAUGACGAUAGGUAGCUUGGGGCUUCAGCUUAUAUAUAUCCACCACUGGGAUAACACUUUUUCCCCUCCUUUGAGAUGACUUGGAGAACAAAUGUACAAAUGGUCCCUAAGGUCUUUGUCCACUAAGACUUUUAAGGCAGGAGCACAUGGAAGACCCAAGUUUGUGACACCUAUGCUGGAGAUUAUUCACUUUCACUAGAAGUAGUUUCACCCUACACCUUUUGCUCCCCACUGUCUAAAUAGUUCCAGGAAUUAUGGGAUGACCCCUGUCCAAGGAGUGAGCCCAGGUGUCAACAUCUUCUUUUGAGUUGUGUGCGAAGGUGUUCGGAUGUAAUUGUGGAAGGCCGUGGCAUUUCUCAGUGUAAGCAGAUGAGUGGUCCUGUUAAAUAUAACCAGUACGGGUGUGUUUUAAGGUUACACAUUACAAAUAUGCAGAUGGCUGAAGCUUAGAAUUGGGACUAUAAAGUGGGCAGGGCCUGUACUGGCUGGUUUUGUGUGCCAACUUGACACAGGCAGGAGUUAUCACAGAGAAGGGAGCUUCAGUUGGGGAAGUGCUUCCAUGAGAU
Mastomys coucha (southern multimammate mouse) is the source of this 5542-nucleotide messenger RNA. RefSeq names its product opioid receptor mu 1 (gene Oprm1). Gene Ontology annotation, cellular component: neuron projection; membrane. The coding region runs from base 403 to 1599 and encodes 398 amino acids. The transcript is spliced from 4 exons. The record is from RefSeq and is a predicted model, not a curated record. Gene Ontology annotation, molecular function: neuropeptide binding; G-protein beta-subunit binding; beta-endorphin receptor activity. NCBI's taxonomy places the organism in Eukaryota, Metazoa, Chordata, Mammalia, Rodentia, Muridae. Gene Ontology annotation, biological process: neuropeptide signaling pathway; sensory perception of pain; G protein-coupled opioid receptor signaling pathway.